Messenger RNA from Macaca mulatta (Rhesus monkey), 3713 nucleotides. Lineage: Eukaryota; Metazoa; Chordata; Mammalia; Primates; Cercopithecidae. The record is from RefSeq and is a predicted model, not a curated record.
ACGUCGACGCGGGGCUUUUCUUCAGCCGGGUCCCGCUAACUCGCCUACGGUGUAUCUGCGUCUUUGGCCAGGCUGUUUUUUGGCUAAGAGAGCAGUCGUCGCGGACCGGCGCUGUUAGCAGGGCUUAGUGCUCUGACUGGCCGCCUUGACCUCCCUCCCGGCUUUUCCUUCCGACUUAUCCACUUUAGGGGAGUCUCGGAGUGGCGGAGACCCCCGGGGAAGAGCGGGGUGCCGGUGUCCGCUCCGGGCUCGGAUGGGAAGUGGCGGGAGGAGCGACCCGGGAUGUUCAGUCUGAUGGCCAGUUGCUGCGGUUGGUUCAAGCGGUGGCGGGAGCCCGUCAGAAAGGUGACUCUUUUGAUGGUGGGACUUGAUAAUGCUGGUAAAACCGCAACAGCAAAGGGAAUCCAAGGAGAAUACCCUGAAGAUGUAGCUCCUACUGUUGGAUUUUCAAAAAUUAACCUUAGACAAGGAAAGUUUGAAGUCACCAUCUUUGACUUGGGAGGUGGAAUAAGAAUUCGGGGAAUCUGGAAGAAUUACUAUGCUGAAUCCUAUGGGGUAAUAUUUGUUGUGGAUUCCAGUGAUGAAGAGAGAAUGGAAGAGACAAAAGAGGCUAUGUCAGAAAUGCUAAGACAUCCUAGGAUAUCGGGAAAACCUAUAUUGGUGACAUUAUAUAAAAGUGAUAUUUUAUGCCUCCCUGAAUACAAGCACCACCUACGAAAUAUGCUUGCCAGAAAGAUUUCAUCUGAAACUCAUCCAGCUUCUUACCACCAGAUAUGGGAAAUACAGGAUAGGUUGGCAAACAAACAAGAUAAAGAAGGAGCGUUAGGAGAAGCUGAUGUCAUUGAAUGUCUAUCUCUGGAAAAAUUGGUCAAUGAGCACAAGUGCCUCUGUCAGAUAGAACCAUGUUCAGCAAUCUCGGGGUAUGGAAAGAAAAUUGACAAGUCCAUUAAAAAAGGCCUUUUUUGGCUGCUACAUGUUAUUGCAAGAGACUUUGAUGCCUUAAAUGAACGCAUCCAAAAAGAUACAACAGAACAGCGUGCUCUUGAGGAACAAGAGAAACAAGAAAGAGCUGAACGAGUGCGAAAAUUACGAGAAGAAAGAAAACAAAAUGAACAAGAGCAGGCUGAACUUGAUGGAACCGGUAGUCUGGCCGAAUUGGACCCAGAACCAACAAAUCCUUUCCAGCCAAUAGCAUCUGUAAUCAUUGAGAAUGAAAGAAAACUUGAAAGAGAGAAAAAAAAGCAAAAAAUGGAGAAAGACAGUGAUGGCUGCCACCUGAAACAUAAAAUGGAGCAUGAGCAAAUAGAGACAGAAGGUCAGGUUAAUGACAGUGGCCAAAAAAAUAAUGAAUUUGGACUAGUAGAAAAUUAUAAGGAGGCAUUAACACAGCAGUUAGAGAAUGAAGAUGAGACAGACCGGCCAUCGUUGGAAUCAGCUAAUGGUAGAAAGAAAACUAAGAAACUAAGAAUGAAAAGGAACCACCGGGUAGAACCACUUAAUAUAGAUGACUGUGCUCCUGAGAGUCCAACACCACCCCCACCCCCUCCUCCUGUUGGCUGGGGAACCCCUAAAGUCACUAGACUUCCAAAACUUGAGCCUCUUGGUGAAACACGUCAUAAUGAUUUCUAUGGGAAGCCGCUGCCUCCCUUGGCUGUGCCACAGCGACCUAAUGGUGAUGCUCAUGAUGUGAUCUCAUAAACAAGACGUAUGGAGGAGUUCUCUUAAUAUCAGCAAGGUGAAGUGGGACAUUCUUCUUUCUCAGAAGAAGAAACAUGUUGUAUAUUGAUGACCGGGGCAAGAUAACCAUAAUGAUUUUAGUGAGAAGAUUAAUACUCAAGGACCUGACUUGAUAAUUAAUUAUUUGUGUUCUUCAUGGUUAAAAAAUAAAGGAAGCACAAUGACCAGUACAUAAAAUCAGCAUUUGGACCAAAUUAGCAAGAUUUACUGUUGACUCUGGUUUAUACAUCCCCACUCAUGAGGAUACUUCUGAAGGAAAACUUUAGAAAAAGAGCCAGUGAACUCAGCACUUUCUUUACUAUUUGUUCAAUAGCCUGUAUUUCUAGAUAUUAAGUAUUUUUUGUAAGAUACAUGCACAUAGAAGGGGGACUUCUAGGAAUUUAUAACCAAAAUUUUAAAACUAUUUUUAUAUUUUUUUAAAUCUUUAAAAAUUUUAAUUACUAUGAUAUUGAUUAUACACCCUUUUUUUAUAGAUGAUUUGUUUAAAUUGUGUCUGGAAAAUAGAGUUGAUUUACUUUCAGACAUGAACUAUACAAACAGGAUAUAUUUAUAUGGCUUGAGGUAUGUUUUGUAAUAGCAUUGUUCUUUAAGUGUAAGUCAUAAUUUGACCUAAUUUAAAAAUAAUAUAUUUUUGAAAUAGAUUCUCAGAUCUUUAUUCUACCAAUUAUAUGAUUUGAAAACAGUACUCAGUGAGAGAGACUGGAAAUACUUUUUGUACCUAAAUGUUUUUGAAAUUAAUUAAAAUAUAUUCUGUGAGAUACUGUUAAAAGUCUCAAUAAAGUCCUGUUUUAACGGUUAGACACUUUCAGAGAUCAAGGUGCUCCCUAUACUCCCUUGUUCCAUCAGAAGCUGCAGUAACUCUUUUAGGUGAUUCUAAUUCUUUCAUGCCUUGAAAUUAAACUAUGAAAUUAAAGGCAGAAAGACUGGAAAACCUACUGCAGGUCCAAAGACUUCUGUUUCACAACUGGGAAACAGCUUGUGUACUAAAGUAACGAGAAUAAAAAUGUUGGCCCAAAAUUACUUUUAUAAAUAAAUAAUUCCAAAAUAAUUUCUUAAUUUAAGAUGAUAGCACUUCUCUUGCACUUAAGAAUGGCAUCCAUAAGAUUCUGUAUUUGGCAUUUAGACAGACUUCUAGAUGUAUAUUUUGAAUAACAGAUUCAUAAUGUUACAUUUAAUUGAAAACAAACCUUUAUAUCCCAGUGAAAAUAGUAUAAACAGAAUGAUUUUUACAUCACCUUGUUAAGAUUGGUGCUUUUGGUAACUUGUACUGACACAACAGACAUAUACUAGUAUCUGAUAAUAACAUUAAGUACAUUUUUUGUCGUUUAAUAUAUUUACUUUAAAAAUUUUACUUCAGAACAUGAGAUUUUAUUCACAUUUUUUAACUCACCGAAUUUUAACAAUUAGGUCACCUGUACUCCAGUCAGCAUUGUAUAUAUUCUUGGAGUUUGUACAUCAGACUUACCAAGCACACUGAGUGAGUUAAAAGCAUUUGACUUCAGAUCUAAAAUUCAUAACAACCUGAAUUUGAGAGGUGGCUGAAAUGUGAUAAAAAGCAAUAAGAAAAGACAGAAUGUAAAUUUUGAAAAGGAUUUUAAAGGGAAAAUUGCACAGCUUUUUGUAACAUUUACUCAAUUUUAAAACUAAACUCGUUCUUUUGCCAUCUUUUUAAUAUUUAUCUCGGGAGUAUACAUGUUUUUAAACUUUUUGUUUUCUAUCUGUGUUUACUAUAGUGUAGCUACUAACUUCAUUUAAUAAAAAUAAAUGAUUUUGAAAUUAAAUAUAUAGAAUUCACAUUUUAUAUAGCUCUCUCAAAAAAAUAAUUUUUAUUCCUUAAGCGUUUUAAAAACAUUUUAAAAUAUGUUUUGUAAAUCCAGGUGUAUUUUAACAAUUAAAUGCCUAUUUUGUUAUAUGUUAUAUUUUUAUUCUUAAUUCUGAAUUUUGACAUUUUCACACAAUAAAAUAAUUUAUGUCAA